Messenger RNA from Porites evermanni, 2343 nucleotides. Lineage: Eukaryota; Metazoa; Cnidaria; Anthozoa; Scleractinia; Poritidae. The record is from the annotation of a GenBank genome assembly.
AUGUCCUCGCAAAGCCAAAUAAUUCCGGCCCUGGGUCGUCCCUUUCACCUUGGCAUGCUUUACGAUCGCCGUUCAGACCAGCUGAUUAUUGGGAAAACAUUGUGGUCUCUGGAUCAUCUAAGUCAGGCCGUUAACACGAUAACCAAACCAUACACCAACUCAGAAGUCCUUGCCGAAGACACAAUUGACGAUAAAACAAGUGCUCUCAAUAUUGAAGGAAGCAUUAAAUUGAGUUUCCUUUGGGGUUUAGUUAAUGUACAUGGAGCAGCGAAAUACUUAGAUGACAGAAAGGCAUCAAGUCACCAUUCUCGCGUUGUUCUAAAGUAUGAGACAACAACUGAGUUUAAACAGUUGACCAUGGAACAUUUGGGACCUGGAAAGGUGCAGUAUCCAGAGGUGUUUGACCAAGAUAUUGCCACUGAUGUAGUGGUUGGAAUUCUGUAUGGAGCCAAAGCAUUUUUGAUCUUUGACCAGGAAGUUUCCAAAGAUGAAUCCUUGAAAGAGGUGCAUGGAAGUAUGGAGUUACUGGUGAAAUCCUUGCCUGGUAUCUCUACAGACAUAACUGAAGACCAGAAGAAGAAAACAGAGAAAAUGCAUUGCAAGAUGUAUGGAGAUUUCAGAACAGAAGAAAGUCCAACUACUUACGAAGAAGCAGUGAGAGUCUACAAACAGCUACCAUCAUUGAUUGGGGACAAGGGUCAGAACGCAGUUGCUGUCCAAGUAUAUUUACGCCCGCUCAGUGAAAUCGAUUGCAAGAGGCAACGAAUGGUGAGAGAAAUCAGUGCCAAUUAUAUGAGCAAGACAUGCGAGAUUCAAGAGCACAUACAGUGUAUCGAGUCUAAGUGCAGCGAGUUAAUGAGAGAGGAUGUUUGUUCGUCUUUCUCUCGAGUCAAGAAGCAGUUAUCAAGUUUCAAAAGUAAUAUCUCGCGCUACAAGAUCUUUCUCCAGAAGAAGUUGUUGCCUUUGCUUCCCAGCAUAAGAGGAGGCGGAGCAGAAGAAUCAGAACUUGGCGAUAUCUUUGAAGAAAAAGAGCGUUCCCCCUUCGCACAAACUCGCAUUGAUGCUUGGAUCGUGGAAAAAGAGAAAGAGAUGAAGAGAUUGCAAAGUAUUAUCGGUUCCUUGGGAGACACUCCUUUUGUUAGCCCUGAAGAUGUAGAAAAUGAAGCAUUCGACCUAAGCAAUGAGCACGUUGUGUGCUGUACAUUUAAGAUUGGAAAGGAAGACGAUCCUCAGAUUUUGAGUAUGGAUGCCUACCUCACAGGAAAAGUUCUGCCAGAGUUGAAGAGAAAGGCAUCAUCGGGUACUGAUGACAAAAAUGUAAAUAAAAGUAUCCGCCAGACACUAAAACAGUUCUCAGAACUGAAAUCUGCAAAUGAAGAUCACAAAAAAGUGAAAUUUUUCGCCACAGAGGAGUGUCUGUCUGACAAUUUCAGUGGAAACCCGGGAGCCUUCAUCUAUCUGUACGAGGAGGGCGAACUAGAAAAUGAUGGUUUUAAGCUAUCACCAAAGCCAGAAAACCUAGAAGCAAAGAGCGCGCGAGACGAUUCAAUCGAGCUUCGGUGGAAUGAUCCGCACUGGAGCGAGAACAAAAUUAAAAAGUACAAAGUUCAGUGCAAAAAAAAUGAAGCCAACUCCGACUGGAUCACUCAGUGCACACCGUGUGGAAAUGAAGCUAGGAAAACUGCUACCAUAUCUGAUCUUCAACCAGCUACCAGCUAUCUGGUGCGAGUAUGCGCUGUGGGGCAGAUUGCGGUUAGCCAAUACAGUGAUACUUUGUAUGCAACUACCAAACCAACAAGUCCGCCUGGUAAGCCAACCUUCGCAGCUGCAACGACUGACACCAUAACCAUUGCAUUCACCAAACCCAAAAAUAUUGGACAGGGAGUUAAUAUUGAAAAGUACAAGAUUGAAUGGAUCUUCAAUUCCCAACAGAUGGAACAAUUCCUGCACUACACAGAAGAUGCGUCGCUGACUUGCACAAUCAAGGGUCUUCAAGCAGGAGUACCGUACAAUUUCAGCGUUACCGCGAUUUGUGGUAGUAAAGGAGACAGCAACCCCAGUGAUCCUAGUGAUCCACAAAUACCCGUAAUAGCACCGCGGAAAUUUGAUACAAGCUGGAUUGCCCUCAAAAAGGAUCCACUAGAACAAGUGGACUACUUGGAUUUGCUCAUAGAAUCUGAGAAAUCACAAGGAAAACCUGGCUGGAAAGAUCGCGUAAGUGCUUUGCAGAAAACAAGGGAUGAAGCAGUCAAAAUCAUUCGUUUUGGAAAGCCUGGGUUCGAUCCGUGGGAAAAAUAUCGAGAAAAGCGAGAAGACUCGUCAGUUCUUUCAGAAACAAACUGA